Molecule: messenger RNA, 1177 nt
Organism: Capsella rubella
Lineage: Eukaryota; Viridiplantae; Streptophyta; Magnoliopsida; Brassicales; Brassicaceae
Product: 50S ribosomal protein L22, chloroplastic
Exons: 6
Coding region: 124-939 (271 amino acids)
Biological process (GO): ribosome assembly; translation
Cellular component (GO): mitochondrial large ribosomal subunit; ribosome
Molecular function (GO): structural constituent of ribosome
Source: RefSeq, a predicted model, not a curated record
UGGGGAAGGAAAAAACCUGCAUUUCAGAUGCAUCUCACCGACCUCGCACACCCUUAGAACCGUCGUUGAGCCAAUCGCGUUUAUAGAAGAAGCGAGAACUAGUCGGCUUGAAGGUGGAUAACAAUGGCGGGUUGGCAGAGGAAUUUACAGACUGUUAUCCGUCAAGUUGGUAAAAGAGUGAAGAACAACAAUCACAUUUCUACUGCAAAUUACUCUUCGACUCGGAAUUUAGAAUCCCCUUUCUCACAAGGCUACUUGCAGAGUCUUCUGAGACCAAACUAUUGCUCAAGACCACUGUAUCAUCAUCUACAACAACUGGGAAUUUCUACCUCAAGACACUUAAAGGCGGCUGAAGAACCUGUUUCAUCACCUUUGUCAUCUCCAGCUCUGUUGGGUAGUGGUAAAGAAGAAGAGCAGAAGAUUAUCCCAAAGCGUCAGAAAGUUCAGGCUGUCUUGAAGUCCAUAAAGCAGAGUCCUAAGAAGGUCAACCUGGUUGCAGCAUUAGUCCGUGGCAUGCGUGUUGAAGAUGCUUUGAUGCAAUUGCAGGUCACAGUCAAACGAGCUUCACAGACCGUGUACCGGGUUAUCCACGCUGCCCGUGCAAAUGCUACUCAUAACCAUGGACUAGAUCCUGACCGUCUCCUUGUUGCGGAAGCGUUUGUUGGGAAGGGACUCUUUGGGAAGAAGGUAGCUUACCAUGCAAAAGGAAGAAGCGGGAUUAUAUCAGUACCCCGGUGUCGUUUAACAGUCAUAGUUAGAGAGACGACUCCAGAGGAAGAAGCUGAGAUUGCGAGGCUCAAAGUUCACAAUUUUAAGAAGAAGAGCAAACGGGAGAGACAGCUUGUACCACACAAGCUCAUUGAGACAACUCCAAUCUGGAACCGCAGAGGUACCAAAGCCAAUCAUCGGUCCUCAGAGUUAGUACCGCGGUCUCACUAGUAUAUUUGCUCCUGCAACUGUAACAAGAGUUUCUCUGUUACCGUACCUUCUUGUUUGUUUAGGGUCAAUGAUGUAUUGGUACUCAAUAGGACGGGUUUGCUAUUGCACUCAAUAAACAUGUUGUCUGAGAGGAACCAAAACUUUACUUUUGACAUAAGCGUCUCCGUUUGUCUCCAUUCUGUCUCUGGAUGUGUUUUCAUAGUUUUUUUUCUUAAAAAGGCAAAGUUAUAAAUCUCUA